AUGGUGGAAGGAAGCGCUACAAGCAUUGACCCACGGUUCGCAGAGCUGUGUAUGGCUUGCAGAGUAGGUGACAUCGAGAAUGCCGACCGGCUAAUAUCUACUGGGAUUAAUAUUAAUAGCGUUGAUGAGUACGACAACUCGCCGUUAUUUUUGGCUAGUCUGUGUGGCCAUGAGGAAGUCGUUAAGUUGUUGCUGGAGAGAGGGGCUGCAUGUGACAGAGAUAAAUUUGAAGGUGCACGGUGCAUCUAUGGUGCUUUGACCGAUUCUAUAAGAGAUAUAUUACUGAGCCAUGAUAUAUCUAAGGCUGUUGACUUAAACCAGCCGUUUGCCACUCAUAUAUCUUCCUUAAUCAGGGAUUUUUGGUUCUUUAUGACAUUUGAUCUAACUAUUGAUUUCUCGAAAGAAGAUAUCAACUUUAAAGCACACAAGUUUUUACUAAAUAUAUUAUGCCCCGAGUUUUUUGAUUCAAACUGGCUUUGUGAUAAUGACUCCAUAGAUUUGAGCUCUGUAACAGAUUCUGCUACUUUUGAAUAUUUUCUUGGUUAUGCAUACCUGUUACCAGCCGUACAUAAACUGUCACACCGAGACUAUGACGAACUAAUAAAAUUCUCUGAAGUUACAAAACUACAUAUAUUAACUGAGUUUUUACACCAAUCAAGAACCACAUAUGAUGCAGCCGAAAAGUCAACAUUAGUAAUGGACUUUCAGUUCAAGUUUAGAGAAUAUCUUAGAGAAGCACUGAAGGUAUUUGUAGAGGAUAAGAUUAUUAAUAAUUAUGAGGAGAAUCUCAAUAAUAUAACUAAUAAAUGUUUAGCAUUUCAUGACAUAUAUUUGCGAGUUCAGAAUCAUGAUACACAGGUCAGAUAUUAUCCAUGCCACUUGGCUAUUUUAGAGAGAGCACCGUUAUUUCAGCUAGUUUUUAACUCCAAUUUUAGGGAAAAAUCUGUUUAUAUAUCAAAAUCAGAAUACAAUGAUUCGAUAACUGUCAAUUUUCCUAAUUGCGACUUCAAUGUAGUCGAGAUCAUACUAAGAUACUUAUACUACGAUUGUCCAGAAAUACCGAUUGAAUAUGCUGCAGAAACGGUAGUCAUGGCUGAUAUAUUAUUGGAGGACCGUCUUAAAGCGAUAGCAACCGCAAAUCUGGUAAAAUCAAAAUCUGUUUUCGACUACUAUUCUGUUUUUGAUAUACUAAAGUUGGGAUGGGAAAUGAGAUCAGAGAAAUUAGAACACUUUGCAGCUAAGGAGAUCGCAGAAAAUUUGUUUAAAUAUGAGGAAGAUCAAAACUUGAAACAAGCAAUACUGGAGAGUUCACAAAGAAUAUCAGCUAGACAAGAGACCGAUACUAUUGAAUUGGUAGAUGAUAUCAGAUAUUAUUUGGUUUCUUCAUUCGUUACCAAUGUAAAUAGUGAUAUUGUCGAGGAAGAGGAUUAUGAGAAUAUUGAGUAUCAGAAACGGAUUGCUGUAGUGAACAAAAUUUUACGACAAUUAAAUAUAGACGCAUAA
This is a messenger RNA of Nakaseomyces glabratus, 1503 nucleotides long. RefSeq lists its product as uncharacterized. Gene Ontology annotation, molecular function: protein binding. Gene Ontology annotation, cellular component: ubiquitin ligase complex; cytoplasm. Lineage: Eukaryota; Fungi; Ascomycota; Saccharomycetes; Saccharomycetales; Saccharomycetaceae. The record is from RefSeq and is a predicted model, not a curated record.